Messenger RNA from Leptopilina boulardi, 1030 nucleotides. RefSeq names its product microsomal glutathione S-transferase 1-like. Gene Ontology annotation, cellular component: membrane. The record is from RefSeq and is a predicted model, not a curated record. The transcript is spliced from 2 exons. NCBI's taxonomy places the organism in Eukaryota, Metazoa, Arthropoda, Insecta, Hymenoptera, Figitidae. Bases 118 to 555 code for a protein of 145 amino acids.
UCUAGAAAGAAUUCCGAAAAACGCCAGUCACUACAUUGUCGAGUGUUCGAGGAGAAAUACUUACAGAAUUUUAUUUUUCUGUUUAUAGAGAAUUAGUAAAAUAAAUUUCCCUGCAAAAUGACGCAAAUUGAUUUAGAAUUAAUGAAAGUUUUUGGCUUCUGGGGCGCUAUUGUAGUUCUUAAAUUAAUGGCUAUGGUUCCAUUAACUGCUCGGCAAAGAUUCAGAAAGAAGGUAUUCGCUAAUCCAGAAGACACUGGUUUUGCUCCGAAAGCAAAAGUAACUCACGACGAUCAAGACGUAGAACGAAUUCGCAGAUGUCAUUUGAACGAUCUGGAAAAUGUUCUCCCAUGGUUUAUAAUAACUUUCCUUUAUUUGACAACCGGGCCAUCCAUUUGGCUAGCUACUAAUUUAAUUCGCGGUUUCGUUUUAAGUAGAAUCGCUCAUACUUUAACAUACGCUAUUUGUCCCAUGCAACCUGGUAGAGCUAUUUCCUUUUUCGUGGGAUACAUAAUCAUGGGAUAUCAAGCUGUUAAUUGUUUAAUGCAUUAUAUGUAAAAAAAAGAAAGAAACCGAAAAUUCUAACAAAAUCUAUUCACCAUUUUUUUUUUAUACUUUUGAUAAAAAUUGUUAACAAUUUCUCUUCGUGUAAAAUAUAUAUUAUAAAUAAUAUUGUUAGUUACAAAAUUUUCAAUUGUGACAAAAAAUUGUAAAAAGACACUUUUACAUUUAAAUAAUCGUAUUUUUCUAUAAUUUAGUUAAAUAUUUUUUGUAAUUACCAUUUUAUAUAAUGUAAUUUACAUUUCUAAGAGUAGUAUUUUGUAAUUUGUGAAAACAUUUAUUAAACAAGGAGGGGGUCCUUUAUGUUUAUUUCAUAAACAUUAUGCUUCCUCAUUGUGUGAAGCAAAAAAUUCGCUUCCUCGUGAAGGAAGCAAUGAAUUUGUCCAAUUCAAUUGAUUGAUUUAAAAAAUUUCGAGUUAAAAAUGUUUUAAAUUAAUUAAAUUUUUUGAAAAAUAAAGAAAAUUUUAAUUAA